This is a messenger RNA of Capsella rubella, 1974 nucleotides long. RefSeq lists its product as uncharacterized. The record is from RefSeq and is a predicted model, not a curated record. The transcript has a single exon. NCBI's taxonomy places the organism in Eukaryota, Viridiplantae, Streptophyta, Magnoliopsida, Brassicales, Brassicaceae. The coding region runs from base 21 to 1874 and encodes 617 amino acids.
GCCAACAUUUUCUCGGGAAAAUGGAAGAAGAAGAGUCUUUGAAUCUUAGGUCUAAAGCGAAAGACCUUCUCACGAAUCCAAGCCAUGAAGGAGCAGAGCUUCUCGUCGAACAAAUCUCAAUGCCUAAAGAAACAAACGAAUGUAAAACGGCGCUUACUCUCUUCUAUUUCUGCGUUGCUAAUUUCCCAAAUUGCGUAGCCCUAAAGCUUCUCCAUGUGUAUCGACGUUCUUCGAACGGCGUCAAUAGAUUCCGAUCGAUCUAUCUCCUCUCUGAAACCCUCGCCGAAUUCAAAAACCGCGACUUCAAAUUCUCCAGCGUCGCUCUCCGUGAAAUCAAACCACUUGUGAUUGAAUGCUUAACGAUGCAAGAAACCAAAGAAUCUGACAUGAAGUUUCUUAGAAGAAUCGUUUCUCUUGUAACUUACAAUGUUUUGAUUUGCGAUAAUGGUGGAUGGCACGAGCUCAGUGAUUGUAUCCUCUGGCUAGCGAGUACAGAACCAGCCAAGGCUUUUCACGUCUUCGUCGAUUUGCCAUCGGUCUACGGUACAUUCAUCGACAAGUUUAUGAACAUAAUUGUUGAUGAAGCUAAGAAGGUUUUGCUUAAUCCUGUAAAGAGUGAAGUUGAAAAUUGGAGCUUGGCUUUAGAAACUGUUGUGAAAAUGGGGAUUCAGCUUUGGGAUAUGAGAUAUGUGGAAGUUUUAGAUAAUCUUCUUUCUAUUAUUGGGAAGUCUGUAAAAGAGCUAGUGGAGAAGGGGAUGGAACAGUUUUUGGUACGAGGGCUUGAACAUCUUGAGAGGUUCUUGACACGAGACAAGAGUCUGUAUAGUUACAAUAAGGGACAAUGUCAUGUCGUGAUGGCUUUCAUGAUGGAGAUCAAAGAUUUUGGAGCACAGACCAAGGAGAUUAUAAGCAAGAUCAAUCGGUUGGUUCAAACACAGGGUAAACCUGCCAGAAAACAUAGCUCAUCGAUCGUACAACUUCAGGACAGCCUAGAUCAUAGAGAAGAAUUUGAUCGUGGCUGGCUUGAUCAUUUGAAGACUGUAUCAUCACUUGAAGUUUUGAAAAUCUUUGCGUCAACUGAUAUUGAAGAUAGGACCAGAGAAUUUGCUAUCAGACAACUCAAUGUCAUACUCUCUGAUCACACUUCAAUGAGAGUGGAUAUAGACUUUUCAGUGAUGAAAGAACUCCAGCCAUUGCUUAUCUCUUGCCUUCGGCAAGAAGGAAUCACAGACAGCAUGUUCAAAGUCCUAGGUGAGGUUGUGAGUCAUGUUGCAUAUGAGCUGUUCAAACACCAAGAUGUCACGUGGUAUGCUUUACGCAAUUAUAUUGCAUCGAGUAAAACAGAGUUCCAGAGAGCGGUUUAUGUCUUACAGUGCUUAACAAUGCCGCUUGAAGAUGAGGAGUUUGUGAUUCCUGUGAUUGAAUUUCUUCUCCCAGAGAUAAGCAGAAGGUUAGACCCACCAACAGAGUUGUUGGUAGAUAACAGUUGCUGGGUUUUGGCGUUUACGGGUGCCUUCUUUGCAGCAAUUCACUUGAUAAAGGUCUCAGGUCACGCUAAAUCCGUUAAGGAGAUUGCUCAUAAGAUGAUAGAUUCAGUGAGAAAGCUUGUGGAAAGAGAAAUGGAAGUUGGGGUUGUGAGGAGAGCUUUCAGAGAUGUGGAAAGCAUUGUGAAGAAACAAAUGCGAUGGUAUGGUAAGAGCGAGUACAAAUUGAUUAAGGGUCUGCUUUGGAGACUGUAUACAAUCAAAGGCAUGAAAUGGGAAACUAAGAUUGUGUUGUGGAGAAUCAAUGUGAUUGUUGAGAGAAGAGUGGAUGAGAUGGUUAAAGAGCUGCCAGAUAAUGAGUUUGAUUGGCUGAAUCUACCUGAGGCUUAGGGAUGUAAAAAAUUUGAAAUUCUGCAGAAACUAGUUUUUGAUGUAUAGCUUUCAUUGUGGAAGAAGAUUGUAUAGAAACAAGUAAAGCAUACAUGUUAUC